CGGGAGGGCACCACCGGCACAUUCAUGGCAUCUCCACCGAUGACUAAGAUUACAGACGUCAAUGCUGCAUACCUUAGGUACUACUCUAUCAUGCACCAAAUCCCGUGUAGCGUUCAGGGGAUGCACGGCGACGAAGGGUUAGUAUAGCAUGGACGUGCGAAUGAAGCCGGGCCAUUGCCACUCUUCCUCCGCUUAGGGUGCGUGGCUGCCAUGCUUGCGCAACACCGCAUGUACAUGCCACAUGCACCCCCUCCCCGCCUGUCAAAUGCCCCCGACACCCGUAGCUUCCCCACGUCGUAGCAGCAGCAGCAGUAGCAGCUGCACGACAUGUCGAACCUUCUCCGCCAGAGCCUGAAUGGCGCACCGCCUCCACCUCGGCCCAGACCCCUCCCUCUCUCCUCCUCCGCCCUAUCAGACUUGGACGAACACAGCUCUUCCGACUCCUCCACGAGUUCUGUCGAUUCUUCCGCGUCUGUCAACACACUUCGCCCGAGCUCGAGAGAGCAGAGUGCCCCGCCUGGUCACUGGACGAACUAUUUCUCACAAGAACUCUACCUGGACCAGGAAGACGAGCGACAGAAAGCACGCUACCAUGUCUACCUCACCCCACCAACGGAUGUCCAGAAAGGUCCCUUGUUCAUCUGCCACCAUGGGGCCGGAGCCUCAGGCCUAUCCUUCGCCGUCUUCGCCAAACACAUCUGCCAACGUCUCCCCGGCGCCGGCAUUCUCAGCCUGGAAGCACGAGCCCACGGUUCAACCGUCACCGACAUCGAAACUGGCAAUCAAAUCACAGACUUCAGUCUCGCCACCCUGACCUCAGAUGCAUUGGCCAUGAUCACUCUCACCCAACACCACCUCUCCUGGCCCACUCUUCCUCCCUCCAUCCUCAUCGGCCACAGCCUCGGCGGCGCCAUCGCAACCCAACUCGCCGUCGAUUACGCCCUCGGCCACGCUCUACUCGGCUACACCGUCAUCGACGUGGUCGAGGGGUCCGCCCUCGAAGCCCUGGCACACAUGAAAACCUACCUCUCCUCCCGUCCCACCACCUUCAACACCGUCGACGAAGCGAUAACCUGGCACACCCGCACCCGCACGAUCCGCCACGCGGAAAGCGCUCACGUCAGCGUUCCCAGCUUACUCAUCCAACAGCCAACGUCCGGGGGGAAGUUCACCUGGCGCACCGACCUCGCCGCCACGAGUCCGUGGUGGGAGGAGUGGUUCCACGGCAUGAGUGCCAAGUUCCUCGCCGGCCGCGGGGCGAAGGAGUUGAUCCUCGCGGGGACGGAUCGCUUGGAUCGGGAGUUGAUGAUUGGGCAGAUGCAGGGGAAGUUUCAGCUGGUGGUGAUCCCCGAGGCCGGGCAUUUCGUGCAGGAGGAUGUGCCGGAGAGGGUGGCGGGGCUGUUGGUGGAGUUUUUCAAGCGGAAUGAUCGGAGUGCGCUCGUGCUGCCGCCGAAGGUGUCGGAGUUGUUGGCUAGAGGGGAGAAGGUGUGA
This is a messenger RNA of Baudoinia panamericana UAMH 10762, 1491 nucleotides long. RefSeq lists its product as uncharacterized. NCBI's taxonomy places the organism in Eukaryota, Fungi, Ascomycota, Dothideomycetes, Mycosphaerellales, Teratosphaeriaceae. Gene Ontology annotation, molecular function: protein methylesterase activity. The transcript is spliced from 2 exons. Bases 328 to 1491 code for a protein of 387 amino acids. Gene Ontology annotation, biological process: protein demethylation. The record is from RefSeq and is a predicted model, not a curated record.